This is a messenger RNA of Zalophus californianus (California sea lion), 3344 nucleotides long. Its product is annotated as zinc finger protein 883-like. NCBI's taxonomy places the organism in Eukaryota, Metazoa, Chordata, Mammalia, Carnivora, Otariidae. Gene Ontology annotation, molecular function: DNA-binding transcription repressor activity, RNA polymerase II-specific. The transcript has 6 exons. The coding region runs from base 152 to 1843 and encodes 563 amino acids. Gene Ontology annotation, biological process: negative regulation of transcription by RNA polymerase II. The record is from RefSeq and is a predicted model, not a curated record.
GUUUGGCGGGCGGUGCUCGCGCGCACUUGGGACGGGGUUUGAAUUCCGCUCAGCCUCAUUCAGCUCCCGGAGACCGCGGGCUGUGCGCUGAGCGGAGAGGCCUGUGCUGCACAGGAUACUGCAUCUCAGCACCGCAGAGCGCAGGGGGACCAUGGAGGUGAAGACCCAGCUACCUGACAAAGGAGUCCUGCCUUCUCAGAGCCCUGCUUCUACUUCAGAGAAGCUCUCCAAAAAGAAGGGGAAAAUGCCAGUCAGAUUCCUGCCGGCCUGGAGCACGGAACCUGUGAUCUUCAGGGAUGUGGCCAUGUACUUCACCCAGAAGGAGUGGCAGCUGCUGGAGCCUGCUCAGAAGGACCUGUACAGAGAGGUGAUGCUGGAGAACUAUGGGAACCUGGCCUCCUUGGGGUAUCGGCUCUUCAAACCCAAGCUGAUCACCAGGUUAGAGCAAGGAGACGAGCCCUGUGUCAAGGAGAGAGAUGUCCCUCGAGCCCCCCAGCAAGGCGGUGCUGGGAUCAGCGAGAGCUGCAUCUCCACAGACAAGAAGACACAGCUUGUGCCGAAGACCACAUUUCCAAAGCCAGGCACCUCUACGAGGCCAUCCCUGGGGAAGGCAAAGGAAAUGGCCCAGAGGGGCGCUAGGACAGAAAGGACUUUGGAAACCGAGGACAGGCCCCUGAGGAGCAAGCAAAAAGCUGGCCCCAGGCUGGCCGCAGACUCGUGCAAAAAAAUCCUCCCUAGAAAGAAAAGGCAUGAAUCCACGGCCAUGACGAGAUGCCUGGGUCGUCCACCACCACCAACGACAUCCCAGAGCACCCCUCGAGGAAAGAAGACCCUGAAAAGAGAUAUUAAUGGAAAAACACAGGCGCCAGGCUUCCCAAGGCAUGGUCGUCCAAGAAUCCAAAGGGGGAAGGCACACUUUAAAUGUAAAGAAUGUGGGAAAACCUUCAACCAGACCCUCCACCUCAUUGAGCAUGAGCGGAUCCACACGGGAGAGAAGCCCCACAAAUGCGACGAGUGUGGGAAGUCCUUCCGGCACAGCUCCUACUUUUUCACUCACUAUAGGAUUCACACCGGAGAGCGGCCCUACAAGUGUAAGGAGUGUGGGAAAGCCUUCAACAGCAGCUCCACACUGAGCAGCCACCACAGGACCCACACGGGGGAGAAGCCCUUCAAAUGUGAGGAGUGUGGGAAAACCUUCAAGCAGAGCACGAAGCUCACUCGUCACCGGAGGGUGCACACUGGGGAGAAGCCCUACCAGUGCAGUGAGUGUGAGAAAUCCUUUGGCCGCAGCUCCUCCCUGACGGAGCACAAGAGAAUUCACACAGGAGAGAAGCCGUACCACUGCAAAGUGUGUGGGAAAGCCUUCAGAUGCAACUCUCACCUUUUCGAGCACCAUCGGAUUCAUCAGGAGGAGAAGUCCUACCAGUGUGAGCAGUGUGGAAAGUACUUCCGGAAUAGCUCCCACCUGUCGGAACACAGGAGGGUCCACCAGCUGGGGCCCCCGGAGCAAUGCCGGGAGUGUGGGAGAACCUUCCGGCGCAGGGCGGCCCUUCUCAAGCAUCAGAAAAGCCACACAGAGAACCAUACUUACCAGUGUGAGGGAUGUGGGAAGGCCUUGCGGUGUAAGUCAAGCAUUCAGAGACACCAGAGGAUGCAUGCUGGACAGAAGCCUUACGUGUGCUCUGAGUGUGGGAAAGCUUUCACCGACAGCUCUACCCUUACCAAUCACCGCAAAAUCCAUGCCACAGGGAAACUGCACCCAUGCCCCAAAUGUGGGAGGGCCUUCAAGCAGCUCUCGUCCCUGGUGCUCCACCAGAAAGUGCAUGCUAGAAAGGGACAGUGAGCUCCCUGUGUGAGGGAGCCUUCAGCCAGGACCCACGCCUUCGUAAUCCCCAGAGAAGUCACAAUGACAGAUGCAAACUGUGUGAGUGGAGAUUCCCUGCGCCUCUCAUCAGAGGUUCCCUAGCCGACCAGGGGUCCUCAUUCAGGGGACAGCUCUACGUGGCCCCCACCUGAGAUGUUUGGGGAGUGGCUGGAGAUAUUUUCGGUUGUCCCAACCUGUUGGGGCCACUGGCAGUAAUGGAUAGAGGCCAUUAAUCCUCUGAACCCUAUGAUGCGCCAGACACCUCCAUCUACAAGGACUGUUCCGGCCCCAAAUAUCAGUAGUGGCACUACGAGUAAUUAAAUUUGAGAAGGAAUUCAGGAAUAGUUUUCUGCGUGGUCCACUACAGUAACCACUAAACGGUGUGUGGCUAUUAACAUUUAAAUGAACCAAACAUAAAUAAAAGGUAUAAUGUUUUCUCAGCUGCACCCAGCCACGAUUCAGUGGCCAAACUCGCCGGCGGGUGCUGAAUCGAACAGCACAGAUAGAGAACAUACCCAUUGUUGCAGAAGGUUCUGGUGGGGCCCUGGCUUGGAUCUUUUAUCAAAAUUAUCAUGCAGCAUCGCCGCCAGGAAAGCGAGUGUGGGGUUCAACUAUCCAGGAAGGAAGACAGCACAGCCAAAUGUAGCGCUCCAUGAAUGGCUUUUGAGACUAUGUUGGCCCCCACGGAUGGUUCUGUGGGCACUCUGAUGUCUCAGGACUGGCCAGCAUCCUGCUCACAGGACAUCUCCUUCUGUCUGGAGCAGAACAGCCAAUAGAUCGCUGAAAAUGCUACUGAUAAAUGGCCAACAUUUCCUGAGCACCUCACCUGCCACACAUGGUGUUGAGCACUUUACACAGCCUCCUGGAAUUCUCUCUGGAGUCCUAUAAAAUAGGAACAGAUAUCAUCCCAUGUUAUAGCUGAGAAAAUGAGGCUCAGGAGAGCUUUUUUUUUUUUUUUAAAGAUUAUUUCAUAUUUUGCACAUGAAUCAAGAUAGUCCUGCUAUUUUUUAUAUUCCAUGCUUUCGAAUUCAUGUCAUUUGAAUUUUCACAAAAUGUAUCUUUAAAAAAAAGUAUAGGUGUUUACAUUUCUGUUCAGACUGCCCUUUUGGGCAGAGAGCAGCUUGGCUUUACCUAUGGCAGGAGCAGGCACAGAGGAGACUCUGGAUCAGGGGUGGGCAAACGAGGACCAACCCAGCCUGUGGCCUGUUUUUGUAAAUAAAGUGUUAUUGGCAUGCAGCCACGUAUUGUCUAUGACUGCUUCCAUGCAAAGCCAAGUAAUUACAACAGAGACCGGAUGGUCCAUAAAGCCUAAAAUACUUGCUCUGAGACCCUUGGCAAAAAAGUUGACUGAUCCCUGCUCUGAAUAGCUGACAAAUUGAAAUGAAUGAGGGUGAAGUGUGGGAGUGGUUAGCAAAGGAAGAGAUAAACCCUCCAACUUUUGUGACUGUGACUCGGAGUGUAAAAGAUAUUCUGUAUUGCA